CUAUCUAUCUAACUCUUCAAACUAGGUUAUCAUGUCGACCGCAACUUCUGCUCCCAUUACCAAAUCAACUGAGCUCUUCCAAGAUAUUCGUGGAGAUUUUUACUCAAGAAGACUACUACUUCAUACAGCUUAUCAACCACUUACCACGGCAUCACCUCCGUUUGCACAUGCUCAUGAAGCAUCACACUCCUACACAAGUCAUAUGAGCUUUGAUGCAAAUGUUGUCAUGGUCCUAUCAGUUCUCUUAUGUGCACUAGUUUGCUCACUUGGACUGCAUUCUAUCAUAAGAUGUGUACUGAGGUACUCCAAUUUAUUAUCAUCUGAAGCUAGUGACGAGCUCUCAGUCCGCUUGGCCAACACAGGGGUCAAACAAAAAGCCUUGAAGAGUUUCCAGACGGUAAGCUACACUGCAGAACUGAAGCUGCCUGGCCUAGAUACAGAGUGUGCCAUAUGUCUCUCGGAGUUUGUACCCGGAGAACGAGUCAAGCUUCUGCCAAAGUGCCACCAUGGAUUCCAUGUGCGGUGUAUAGACAAAUGGCUCAGUUCACACUCAUCGUGUCCCACCUGCAGGCACUGCCUCAUUCAGACUUGCAAAAAGAUAGCUGGCUGCAGUGAGACUGUCUCAUCACCUAAUCAACCACAAGAAAACGUGCAUAUAGCACCGCUAGGACCGGAAUCAUUGAUACGCGGUUUUAGCUGAACACAGUCAACUAGGCUUUAGGCGCAGUUAUGUUUUUAAAACUGAUACAUAUGUACUGCCACACCAUUAGAAUUAGUCGAGAUCCCAAAGUAUCUGCAGUUCAAUAUUCAAAACAACGUAAUCGUUUCCACUGUAAAGUUUUAAACAUUAAGACAUGUUGUUUUCUUCACUUCACUCUUUAAUGCCAUAAAGUAAAUGACAUUCC
Messenger RNA from Arabidopsis arenosa, 905 nucleotides. The record is from the annotation of a GenBank genome assembly. Lineage: Eukaryota; Viridiplantae; Streptophyta; Magnoliopsida; Brassicales; Brassicaceae.